AGUGACUUGUAAAAACAAUGGUUGAAAUACUGGAGCUGUUGUAGACAGUUUGGCUUGGAUGCCUUUCAGCGGUUAUCAUGUCCCUGACAGUGCUGUCCAACCACAAGGAAGUAGAAAAUGUACUGAAUCCACAGUCAGUUGAAAACUGGGAGAUACAUUCAAAUCUUAAUCUGUCAAAACUAGUCUCAGUCCUCAAGAAAUUUGCUUUUCAUCUGGAAGAACUGAACCGGAAUAAUAUCUUGCAUCAUGAAAUAGUUCAACUUUCUCCCUUAUUUCUUAAGUUGUUUGGUGAUGAUUUUGUAAACCACUCCAGCAGAAAAGUGAAAGUGCUUGUUGCUGCAUGUAUUGCAUACUUGUUACCAGGAUGUAUUCAGAUGCUCACAUCUUCAGAUCAUUUUAUGGCUGUGCUGUCAUUUCUUGGCGAACAAUUGGACAUUCUACAUCACAGCGAAGCACCUGAAUUUGAACAUGCAUUCCAUAUCCUAGAAAUUUUGUAUAGUAUGGAAACAACAUAUAUUUCAUGUCUUUCAUCAGUACAAAAGAACUCAUUCUGCAAGUGGAUGUUGCAGAAAUGUUUCAGUUUGGCAAACAUUAAUGGUGAUGGAGCUUCAAAGCAGUUACACAGAUUGCUGCUGAAGAUCAGUCAGAAGCUUGUAACUUGCAUGAUAAAUGAAGGAAGUUUCUCAAAAGAAUGUCUUCACUACAUCCUUGUGGCUCUUUUGGAAGAGACUGAGCCUGAUAGCAGUGGCAGUUAUAACCUAGCAAAAGAAUUAUUAUUUGCCAAUAGACGCUACUUGGAAACGCAGAUACGGAAUGUUUUGGUGAAACGUCUACAUGAUGGUCCAAGUGAAGGUAGCACAUUAGUCAUGGACACCAAACCUUUUGAGAUUAUUUACAAAGUAUAUCACAUAGAUAGCAUGAUAAUGCUUGGAGUCAUUAACAGUUUAGAAUACUGCCUAUCUUCUUCUGAUGAAAGUGAAAGAAGAGAAGUGUUGGAGUUUCUGUGUUGUUUUUUCUCAGAACAGCAUUCAAGUGUUGCUUCAGACUAUAAGAAACUGUGGAAUGCUUUUCUUUUGAAGCUACGAGCUGAAGAAAUGGCUGGAGAUGUUGUGUGUAAGCACACAUACAAUUUUCUUGUGAAUCAUCCCGAACUAAGUUCGGAUUAUAAAUGUGUGCUCAAAAAAUUAAUUCGUACCAAAAGACCAAGUUUACGCAAGGAGCUGCUGUUCCAGAUAACAAAAGCAAUACUCCAUGAGAGCAGCUUAAUCUUGCAUGAUGAUCAGUUGCUGCAGUUAAUGGCAGAACGCAUAAGGACAGAUUUUGUCGAUGUACGUUUGUGUGCGCUGAGAUGUUUAGGACUGAUAUGCAGGAAAUACCCUGCUGCUGUCUGUCCUGUUCUCAAAGAAAGGAUUAUUUGGCUACACAAUUUUUUACUGGAACAUUACAUUAAUAGUAAUUCCUGCAAUAGUGAUAGGGCAACGAUAAAGCAGUUACUGUUUACUGCUAUGGUCCCAAAGGAUGUAGUUAAUGAAGAGAAGAUAAUAUUACUGCAGAAAAUUUGGUUGAAAAUGUCUGAAAAAGCCCGGAAAGCUUUUCAUGAAAUGGGAGAGAGAGAUUUCAGGUUGAGAAAAUGGACACUGAUGAUGGUUGAGCACAUUAAAACUGGUGAUGAUAAAACUGAAGAAAUUACCAAAUUCAUAAACAGAAUAUCAGGAGAGCUCUUGGAUGGAGGAAAAUCUGAAGGCUGUUUAAGAUAUCUAGUUGACAUUAUCCGAAAAGAUAAAAGGUGCCAGGAACUUAUAGAAGUAAUACUAAUGCCGUCUUCCACUCAGGAGGAACUCAAUUCUUCUAAGGACUCGUUAAGGAAAAGAGUAAGCUGGUGUGCCAAGAAAAAUGAAAUUGUGUGUUCUGUAUUGAACACCAUGCUUGUAAGACUGCAAACAUACUUCAUUGACACUGCUUCUGUAAACAUGCUGAUAAAAUGCAUUGCAGACGCAGUUUUUUCUGAAAAUGGGCUUGAUGCUGAGAUCUGCAGUAAAAUAAAGGAUUCAUUGCUCUUUGUACAGGAACUUGUGAAUUCUUGCCCACACACAAUCUUCAGUCAAGAGGCUCUUAACUCCUUAAUGUCAGUGAUAUAUGAAGAAAAUGGGCAAUUCUCAGAAAAUAUCCUGUUGAUAUUUAAGACUGCUGCAAAAUUUAGACCCAUUGGUGAGCUCUUCCACCAGCUAUUUGAAGAAAAGCUUUUAUAUCAUUGGCGGAGGUUUGUUCUGAAGGGAGACUUGCGACAGGCCAAAUUAGCUCUGCAGUGCAUAUUGAAACAUGCUGGAGCUGCUGUGGAUAAUGUUCCUAAAUUAGUGCUUGGAGAUCUGAAAAAGCAGCUUAGAAGUACUGACAGAAAAAAAUGUGUCAUAGCCAUGAAGUUGUCGGGUCACUUAACUUCCCUUUGGUGCUCUGAAGAGGCCGCACAUCUUAUAUCAUUACUAAAGUUGCCUGAAGUUAUCAGAUGCCAACCAGAAGAAGAUGAUUUUGCUGAAGCUUGGUGCGAAAGGAGUGCUCUUCCUUUCAGAACAUUGGCUAAGGUGGGAGAAUUGAAACAUCUGUUAUAA
Molecule: messenger RNA, 2606 nt
Organism: Schistocerca americana (American grasshopper)
Lineage: Eukaryota; Metazoa; Arthropoda; Insecta; Orthoptera; Acrididae
Exons: 16
Coding region: 78-2606 (842 amino acids)
Biological process (GO): mitotic sister chromatid cohesion; DNA repair
Cellular component (GO): chromatin; nucleus
Source: RefSeq, a predicted model, not a curated record